AUGAAAGAUGACCGGCAACAGCUGUUCCAGGAAGAGGAUCUCCUCCCAAACAACCCUCAACCUAACCCUAAAGCUGCCCCCUUAUGUGCCGCGCUCCAGGUAGUUAACGACUGUGGUGCCCGGUUUCACUGCAGAGAGCCGCUACAUCUCAACGGGCCUAGCUGGGUGCCACAAGGCCGUGGGUCGCAGGACGUUGGCCUCAAGGAACGCUCCACGCUUAGCCGUUUUAAGGGGCAAAAGCUCCAUUCCACCAAGGAAGGAUUUCGGGAUGAAUUCCUGGCCGAACUCCUACUGACCCCCUGA
Molecule: messenger RNA, 303 nt
Organism: Paracoccidioides lutzii Pb01
Exons: 3
Coding region: 1-303 (100 amino acids)
Source: RefSeq, a predicted model, not a curated record